Exophiala viscosa is the source of this 1596-nucleotide messenger RNA. RefSeq names its product isocitrate dehydrogenase [NAD] subunit 1, mitochondrial. The record is from RefSeq and is a predicted model, not a curated record. Gene Ontology annotation, biological process: isocitrate metabolic process; tricarboxylic acid cycle. NCBI's taxonomy places the organism in Eukaryota, Fungi, Ascomycota, Eurotiomycetes, Chaetothyriales, Herpotrichiellaceae. Gene Ontology annotation, cellular component: mitochondrion. Gene Ontology annotation, molecular function: magnesium ion binding; NAD binding; isocitrate dehydrogenase (NAD+) activity. The transcript is spliced from 5 exons. Bases 145 to 1308 code for a protein of 387 amino acids.
GGCAGAGCUUCUUUGGUGUUGCUUCAUUUUGCAGGAACAAAAGCUCCUGCGAUAUCGCCAGUCCUUCACCCUAUUACACCGCACCCCUCGCACCUCUGCACAACCUGGGACUUGUGGUCUUACUGGACACGUAUCUCGCCGGCAAUGUCUCUAGCAAAGUCCACUCGCGGCGCCCAGACGCUGUUCCGCGCAGCCCAGCGAGCGAGCAGACAGCAAGCUCCCACUCCUUCGUUCGCAAGAACCUAUGCCUCCAUUGAAUCCGAUAUCUUCAAGCCUACGAAGUAUGGUGGAAAAUACACCGUCACCCUGAUCCCAGGUGACGGUAUCGGCGCCGAGGUUGCCGAAGCAGUCAAGACCGUGUUCAAGGCUGACAACGUACCGAUUGAGUGGGAACAAAUCGACGUAUCUGGUGUCGAGACAGGCGACAAACAUUCCGAGGCCCUGUUCCGAGAGUCGAUAGCAUCGCUCAAACGAAACAAACUCGGUUUGAAGGGUAUUUUACACACGCCAAUCGAAAGAUCCGGCCACCAGUCUUUCAACGUCGCCUUGCGACAGGAGCUCGAUAUCUAUGCCUCAGUCGUUUUGGUCAAGAACAUUCCUGGGUUGAAGACACGGCACGACAAUGUGGACCUCUGCAUCGUGCGUGAGAACACAGAAGGUGAAUACUCAGGUCUAGAGCAUCAAUCGGUGUCUGGUGUGGUUGAAUCUCUGAAGAUCAUCACUCGAGCCAAGUCGGAACGUAUCGCCAAAUUCGCCUUUUCUUUCGCCCUCGCAAACAACAGAAAGAAGGUCACCUGCAUCCACAAGGCCAACAUCAUGAAACUCGCAGACGGUCUUUUCCGAAACACGGUCAAGAAGGUUGGCGAGGAUUACCCAUCAUUGGAAGUCAAUGACAUGAUCGUCGACAACGCCUCCAUGCAAGCUGUCUCCCGACCUCAGCAAUUCGACGUUAUGGUUAUGCCCAAUCUUUACGGUGGUAUCCUCACCAACAUUGCGGCGGCUCUGGUUGGUGGACCUGGUGUCGUCCCUGGUUGCAACAUGGGUCGUGAUGUAGCCGUUUUCGAACCAGGCUGCCGACACGUCGGUCUCGACAUCAAGGGCAAAGAUCAGGCCAACCCUACAGCACUCUUGCUGUCGGGAACCAUGCUUCUGAGACAUCUCGGCCUCGAUGAUCACGCCAACCGUAUCUCCAAGGCAGUUUAUGAGGUGAUCGCUGACGGCAAGGCACGAACUCGGGACAUGGGUGGCAACAGCACCACUCAUGAGUUUGUCCGGAGCAUCCUUGACAAGAUGGAGAAGGAUUUGUAAACGAUAUGCUUUGGGAUGCCUAGCAAUGGCGGCGAGCAAAGCACUUUUGUUGUUUGAAGAGUUGGUCAGAGCGGUUCAAGUUGUAUUAGUUCUCAGAAGCUUGCAUUGAUGCUAGAAAUGACACAUUUGUACAUGAACUCUCGUGGUCAAGUUAGUCGUUGGUGAUGCUAGACAUGUUUGUAUCGAGAAAAGGACGCUGCGCCAAAGUGGAACCCCUGAACGGUCGGGUUGCGUGUGCCUCCGCGCUUGAAAACGUCGGUUUAUGACAAAGUGGCAGGUCACCACUGC